Molecule: messenger RNA, 4031 nt
Organism: Ostrinia nubilalis (European corn borer)
Lineage: Eukaryota; Metazoa; Arthropoda; Insecta; Lepidoptera; Crambidae
Product: putative fatty acyl-CoA reductase CG8306
Exons: 12
Coding region: 110-1642 (510 amino acids)
Biological process (GO): long-chain fatty-acyl-CoA metabolic process
Cellular component (GO): peroxisome
Molecular function (GO): alcohol-forming very long-chain fatty acyl-CoA reductase (NADP+) activity
Source: RefSeq, a predicted model, not a curated record
CAGAAUUUUGUAGACUGCGGUAGUGCCGCACGAAAACACUUUAAAAAUUGGUGAAGUGUGUGUUUUAUUUGUUUUUUAAAUUAACAACUGAGAUAAAUAACUAAAGAAAAUGCCGGACGAUUCCCAAGUGCGAGCGUUCUACGCGGGGAAGAAUUUCUUCAUAACCGGCGGCACUGGUUUCGUCGGUUUGUGCCUGAUUGAGAAAAUUUUGAGGACCAUUCCUGAUGUAGGCAAGUUAUACCUGCUUAUGAGGCCUAAGAAAGGCAAGGAAAUCUCCGAAAGGCUUGAGGAGUUCCCAAAGCAGCCGGUUUUUGAAAAGCUUCUAGAGAAAAAUUCCACGGAUAUAUUCAAGAAGAUAGUACCAGUGGCCGGUGAUGUGGGCGAAGAGAAUCUUGGUCUCAGUCCAGCUGACCGGCAGACGUUGGCUGAGAAUGUGAAUGUGGUCAUACAUUCUGCAGCUACGUUGGACUUUCAGGAGAAUUUGAGGCCAACGGUGAAGAUAAAUCUGCUGGGGACUCGAAAAGUUAUGGCGCUGUGUAAAGACAUGAAGAAUUUGAAGGUCAUGAUCCACGUAUCUUCAGCCUAUGUGAACUCUUACUUGAGUGAGGCCCACGAGAAAGUGUACGAAGCACCGGAGGACGCUGAAAAGGUGAUCUCAUUGGUUGGGACUUUGAGCGAUGAAGCGCUGGAGGAGAUUGAACCUAAAGUGCUGAAGUCCCAUCCAAACACAUACACGUUCACAAAGCAUUUGGCGGAGCAUGAAGUGGUCAAGUGUGCUGAUCUGUUCCCUUGCACCAUCGUACGGCCUACUAUGAUUGUGGCGUCGUGGAAGGAACCAGUUCCUGGCUGGACUGCUUCCAAAGUUGGCCCGCAAGGCUUCCUCAUGGGUGCCAGCAAAGGUGUCGUCCGCCGCCUGCCGAUGGCCAAAGAGAACAUAGCGGACUACAUACCAGUCGACGUGGUGGUCAACCAAUUGCUGGUCGCCGGCUGGCACGCUGCUAAAGACAAGUCGGGUCUGACAGUGUACCACUGUUCGUCGUCCACAUGUCGACCUUUCCGCUGGGAGAUGAUAGAGCCGGCCAUUAAUGAGAUGCUGCACAAAUACCCGCUCAAAAGUGCUGUGUGGUACCCCCACCUCAAACUCGUCCCAUCGAUUUGGUUGUUCAAACUGUCGGCCAUCUUCGUUCAUUUCUUCCCCGCUAUACUUCUGGACAUGCUGCUCAGAGUUACUGGAGGGAGACCUAUGUUAUUCCGUCUAAAUAGGAACGUGUGGUCAUCAGUCGGCCGCCUCGAGAAGUUCAUCUUCAGCGAAUGGCUGUUUCACAACCCGAAUACCUUGGAUCUGUGCAACAAACUCAAUAGUACUGAUAAGGAGCUGUUUUAUAUUGACAUCUCUACGCUAGCUUGGUUGGAGUACUUCACGAGUCUUCACCUCGGCGUUCGGAGAUACCUGAACAAAGAGAAAGAAUCCACUCUGCCUGCCGCGAGAAAUAAGGACUUUAUACUGAUGAUCGUCCACCAGAUCUGGCAAGUUCUGAUCCUGUCUCUUGUCUGGUACAUAUUCGCUUGUCUCACAGGACUCACUAUGACUGCUAGUGCUUGGAUCGCACCAGCCAUUUAUAUACUGUACAGCUGCCUGUAAAUACUUAAAAAUAACGACGUAUAGUGUAGAGCAUUGGUUCCCAAACUUGUUUGAGACGCGCCCCAUUUCGACCGUACAAAAAAUUCCGCGCCUCCCUCCUCCAGUCAAAAUUAUUUAUUGGUCGUAUCGAGCAGUCUGGAAUGCAUUAUCUUAGCGGUCGCAGUUUUUUAUACUUAAGGACACAGAUGGCCCGCGACCCCCACUUUGGGAACCAAUGGUGUAGAGACUAUUUUUGAGACACUGUACCUUUUUGGCUAUACAGGGUGUUAGGUAAAUGGGUAUAUGAGCCGACACUAGCCCAUGUUAACAUGGGCAUAUAAAUGGUAUGGUGAAGUCAAAAAUUUGAUAUCAUCAUUUAAUUUUUUUUAUUUUUAAUACAAAAUAAAUUUUAUAACAUCCGAUUUGUAUGAAAAUUAAAAUAAUUAAAAUGAAGAUAUCAAUUUUCUGACUUCACCAUACCAUUUAUAUGCCCAUGUUAACAUGGGCUAGUGUCGGCUCAUAUACCCAUAUACCUAACACCCUGUAUAAAACAUCGAUGUAGUGUAUGAGUAGGGUUGCCAACUAUACUGGUUUUCACCAAAUUAUACUUUUUACUGUUGAACAAAAAAAAAGUAUACAAAAUACUAUUUUCAGCAAACAUCACUAGUAUCCAUAGAUAUUUUUAAAAGUAAAUCCCCAACACUAGGUACAUUUAGGUACGCGAUUUAGAGCUAAACUGUUUAUUUUUUUAAAAUACUGUCUAUUUUCCUUCUCCGACCUUAUAUUUUGAAAAAAAAGUUGGCAACUCUAUGUGUGAAGACCCUUUUUGAUGCCGUUAUACCUUUUUUGGACACUUUUUUCGGCCAAAUGACGUCCACUGCUGGACAAAGGCCUCCCCCAAGGAUUUUCAUAUUGACCGGUCGAGCCGUCAAUUAUUUUCUGCAAUUAGGCUUUUAGAAAGCACUUUUACAAGUUAAGAUUGAAAGUAGUAUCAAAUACAGUACAAUCAAAAUGUUAUUUUAUAAAUAGUUAAACCGUAAGAUUAGUAAUAAAAAAAAAUUCAUACAGCCGAGCAUAGAACCUCCUCCUUUUUUGAAGUCGGUUAAGAAAUACAUUAAAAUUGCAUAAUUCUUUGUUAGUUCAAAGAAGAACGGUCACGCCCCAUACAAAAAAAACCCAGACCCGACAGAAACGAGACAUACCUCAGUUUUUUUGUCACGUCUUAAUUAGUUAAAUUAUAUAUUUUUUAUAUUCGAAAUCUAUGUAUAACACCAAAAUAUUACCCUUUGUUUUUGUUCAGGCGUUAUACAAAAUCUAAUACAAAAUGCCUAUUUAUCACCAAAAUUGGUAAAUUUAUGUACCUAAAUGUCUAUUACAGCUGCUAUGGAAUGUAUCUAGGUGACCUGGAGAUACAGCCGGAUUAUACAGGGUGGUUAUACAUAUGGAACGAUAAGUGAUUUCACUCGAUUAUUUCUAAACUAUACAAGAUAUCGAAAAACUAGUUACUGAUUCUGAAAGUGCUUCACGAGCUCUUUCAAAUGGUACCAAUAAUAUGUUACAGAUUAUGGAAACUGGUAACAUUGAAUUUUUGGAUUUUGUAACUUCUCGUUUCCACCCAGUAUAAUCCGGCUGUAUCUCCAGGUCACCUUGAUACAUUCCAUAGCAGCUAUUUAGGUACAUACAUUUACCAAUUUUGGUGAUAAACAGGCAUUUAGUAUUAGUUUUUGUAUGACGCCUGAACAAAAACAAAGGGUAAUAAUUUGGUGUUAUACAUAGAUUUCGAAUAUAAAAAAUAUAUAAUUUAACUAAUUAAGACAUGACAAAAAAACUGAGGUAUGUCUCGUUUCUGUCGGGCCUGGGUCACAGAUGACCGUUCUUCUUUGUGGCCAAAAACAGUGUAAAAAUGACUAAAAUAAGUACUAUCUACUUAAAAUUGGAAACUUGACUUCAUUUUCAAUUGACUAACUUCAUUUAUUUCAACGCUACUAAAAAUAUCAGCCAAAUGAAAACUAUAACCAGAGUAAAUACAAAUGAGUAGGUCAUCUUCAUAGAAACGCACCGAGCGCGGUUUGUAUGCGGCGCAACUCCCCGCUAAAUUUUGCCAGUGUGUGCGUGCGCGCCGCAUACGUAUUGGCGCGCUCACAUACAAACCGCGCUCGGUGCGUUUCUAUGAAGAUGACCUACUCAUUUGUAUUUACUCUGGUAUGAUUCCAUUAAAUAUUUGUCUAUGGGGCUAUUCUCUAACUGAAUCUUUUUUUAUAUUAUGAAGACUUCUCGAAUAUUACAUUAUAUUUUUAUGAACAAAUUAGUAUUUUUAUAUGUAUUAUGUAAGUGGUUAAGGAACAAUGUUUGUAUCUGUUAUAUUGACAUUCCUGUAAUGUUUGGAUGUGUUUUUAUGUAAUAAAAUGUU